UGGUUUCACGACGUUAUAUAUCGAUCAGUUGGUCGUCCAAGUUUUGAAGCAAGAUAUAUAUAUAUAUAAUUCAGCGUUUGAGCCUACGCUUGCCCUAGAAGAUCAUCGUCUUCUUGAAGCUGGUGAAAUUAGAGAUCAGGUUGUGAGAUCAGAGACGGGAUCGAUUCAAUGUCAACGGCGUCGUCUCAUCAGGCUAUUAUGAACCAGCAGAGCUUGUUUUAUCAGGAGGAGCAGCAGCAGCAGGAUCAGAUGGGGAUGCUUUCUACUUUCCCUGUAAAUCUGGGUUUGAUCAAUUUUCCUUCUAUGGCUCCUUAUUAUUGCCAUAAUAAUCAAUUACCAGCUUUGAAAUCCUUCAGUGACAUAUCUGCUUCUUCUUCUUCAUCACUCGCACUAUCUGAAGCAGUUUCUUCUACUAAUAAUAAUACUACUCCAACUCCAAAUCUCACACCUGAAACCCAUAUCUCCUUCUCACCUCAUAAGCCAAUCAGAGAAGACAUCACUCAACUCCUUUCCCUCCAUAGAUCCGGUCUAAUUAAUCCAUGGGCAUGGGGAGAAGAGAGUGACUUUAAGAGAAGCGAAGGAGAAGUUCAUCAUCAUCAUCAUCAACUUGGGGUUUCUGCCAUGAAGAUGAAGAGAUCAAUGAAGGGAAGAAGGAAGGUGAGAGAACCCAGGUUUUGCUUCAAGACACUGAGCGAUGUGGACGUGUUAGACGAUGGUUAUAAGUGGAGGAAGUACGGCCAAAAAGUCGUCAAGAAUACUCAUCAUCCCAGGAGCUAUUAUCGGUGCACACAGGAUAACUGUAGGGUGAAGAAGAGGGUGGAGAGGCUAGCAGAGGAUCCAAGGAUGGUGAUAACAACGUACGAAGGGAGGCAUGCUCAUUCUCCUUCCAACGAUCUCGAAGAAUCUCAGACCUCUUCUUCUCAGCUUACCAGUUUUUUGUGGUAGCUAUAUCUAUAUACACCUUAUAGCCACCUGCCCAAGCUAGCUUUGUACACAAACAAAUACAUAUAAUGGUUAUUGUUCUUCAUUAUGUACACCAAGAUGAUGAUCGUAUGGCUAGGGGGGUGUGCUUUGUGGAGAUGAAGAUGGAGAGAGAUAGAGAAGAGACCAUUAAUGAGAUUUAUGUGUAUGAGAAGUUUGAAUUCUGAACGCUUAUCUUUUGUCAAAUUCUAUCUUCUUUUAUAUAUAUAUAUAUAUAUAUAUAUAUUCUCAUUCCUUUA
Messenger RNA from Neltuma alba, 1220 nucleotides. RefSeq names its product probable WRKY transcription factor 13. The record is from RefSeq and is a predicted model, not a curated record. Bases 169 to 945 code for a protein of 258 amino acids. The transcript has 3 exons. NCBI's taxonomy places the organism in Eukaryota, Viridiplantae, Streptophyta, Magnoliopsida, Fabales, Fabaceae. Gene Ontology annotation, molecular function: sequence-specific DNA binding; DNA-binding transcription factor activity. Gene Ontology annotation, biological process: regulation of DNA-templated transcription.